CGUCGCGGUGUGCUCUGCGUAUAAGCGCCUGCUCCAGAGCUUUCGGUCUUAGUAUCGCUCACUCGUCUAGCAUUAUGAUUGUCAACAAGUUUCUGCUUUGCGAGCACGGGCACGAAUUUUGCCAUCAUUGCCUAUGCGACUACCGGAGCGUCAACGAUGGCACGUUCGACGAUAUGGAUCCAGCCGCCAUGCUGGAAUACGUUCAGCUUGUCUCCAAAAACAAAGGCAAAGAUCUGAGGAAGCCUUUGUCUAUCGCCGGGAAAUUCAUACCCACAAGCGAACAGAAGAACGGCGACACUGGAGCCCUUUGCCAGUCUCACAAGCUGAGAGACUGUCAAGAGUGCUUCGAUUGGAAGAAGAUGCUCACCGAACAAGGCUCGAAGAAGGGCAAGGCGAAGGCCAAGCCGCACAAGAUCGAAGAUCGCGAGCAGAUUUUGGCUCUUCUGCAGUCGAUGGCUGUAAAUCUGCCGUCCGACACGAAGCUGCCCAAAGAUGCUCUCGAGAAGCGCUUGACUGCGGCGCUGUCCAUGUGCCAAUCUGUGUCUUCGUUCUCGGAUAAAUUUCCAUUGGACCCGUCUGUGUGCCCAGCUUGGAAGGACAAAAGUGCGCUUGAGGGAUUCCGCAUGGGGACGCUCAUGGAGGCCUAUCAGGCUUUUCGAGCGGAAAGCGAAGGUCGUGUCCCCAACGUUCUGCCUUCAUACGAGAACGCUUUUAACGAUCUUCGACAGAAGAUCAUGUAUCUCGCCAAGAUGUACGACGACGGACAACCUACGUGCGUCUUGCAGGACGAGGAAGGUCAGGAGGCUAUAUGCGUGCGGGUCUUGGGCGUCCACGCUCUGAACGACAAGACGCCGGUCAUGAGCGUCGUCUACUACACCGGUCGUGCGAACGAGCCGAAGAACGACACAUACGUCUUCAUCUACGAGCAGCUGAAGAAGGAGCGGAUGCUGGAAGUGCGAUGCACGGUGCAGGAGCAGGCGCUCCUGAGGAAGCUUCUACACCACAAUUCUCAGGAGCUCUCCCAAAACUACAAGCCCAAGCUCGAGCCGCACGAGAAGAACUUCAAGAUCAGCUUCUUGCUACCGGUGUCUCCGCUCAGCCAGUUUGACAUCGGAAAACUGACGAGCAAUACUGGGUGUGUGGUUUGUGGCAAGAGGACGACGAGCCGUUGCACGGGUUGCUUGGCGGUUGCGUACUGUGGUCCUGAGUGUCAGCGAGCUCACUGGAAGGACCACAAGUCGUUCUGUCGCGCUAUCCGCGGCGGCAAGUGGCGCACCGUCAAGUUCACGCAGCAGCUCGAGAUCGGCGGCCAGCGCAUGUUCGGUGCCUCGCUCAACUUCUCCUCCCUACGAUCGACCAGCUUCCAGCAACCGGACGAACCAGCUUCGGCAUCUGGCAAUCAACACAACGACCAUGCGUUUCUCGUCAAAAUUCAGCGGCCUGCUAGCCUUACGAGAAACGAUGAUCUGUCUGGAUUGCUGGUCUAUGAUCGGGGGAGGACCUUCCAGGGGUAUAUCACGAUUAGGGAGAACCCGGUGGGAUACAGGGAGGUUAUGAACGAGAUGGCGGACGGGCGGCUGAAGGUCUACCGAUGGGCGAAACGCGUGGGCGACUCCGAGCUCAAUUUAUGUCUCGAUAGGGAACCGUUGACGGUGCCGCAGUGGUAGAGCUCGCAUCAACUUGUACUCAGAACUGACUUGUACCGCCUUCAAAACACCUUCAGAUUAUGGGCCAGACGAGGAGGGAC
Messenger RNA from Schizophyllum commune H4-8, 1747 nucleotides. RefSeq lists its product as uncharacterized. Gene Ontology annotation, cellular component: nucleus. The coding region runs from base 75 to 1667 and encodes 530 amino acids. Gene Ontology annotation, biological process: regulation of transcription by RNA polymerase II. The record is from RefSeq and is a predicted model, not a curated record. Lineage: Eukaryota; Fungi; Basidiomycota; Agaricomycetes; Agaricales; Schizophyllaceae. Gene Ontology annotation, molecular function: DNA-binding transcription factor activity, RNA polymerase II-specific. The transcript is spliced from 6 exons.